Messenger RNA from Daphnia magna, 1102 nucleotides. Its product is annotated as fibrous sheath CABYR-binding protein. The record is from RefSeq and is a predicted model, not a curated record. Gene Ontology annotation, cellular component: chitin-based extracellular matrix. Lineage: Eukaryota; Metazoa; Arthropoda; Branchiopoda; Diplostraca; Daphniidae. Gene Ontology annotation, molecular function: structural constituent of chitin-based larval cuticle.
AUGAAAUACGCAUUUGUUUUCACUCUUCUUAUUGCGGCCGUUUGCGCUUCCCCGUUGGGUUCCAGCUGCUCCCCUGCUGAGGAUGCCCCACUGGUCGUGCCCAUCACCACCACACCCAUCCCCAUUUUGAAACAAGAACUGUCCAUUGAGAAUGGAUCAUUCGUCAACAACUUCGAGACUGGGCAUGGCAUCGUCGUCAAUGAAAGUGGCAGUCAGAAGCAAAUCGGUACGGCAAGUGGCACGGUGUCUACUGGCUCUUUCUCGUUUACCAAUCCGGAAGGAGCUGCCAUCACCGUCACAUGGAUCGCUAAUGAGAACGGAUUCCAGCCCACCGGUGAUCACUUGCCCACUCCUCCACCUACCCCCGAACACGUCGUGAAGAUGUUGGCAGACAUGGAGGCCGCUCUUGACGCUAUUUCCAUUGCUACUGAAAAGCCGGUCAACGUUGUUGUUGCUGCCGAGGGAGCUCCGAUGGAUGUUUCUCAAGAUCCUGUUCCAGCUGCAAGUGCUCCAGCUCAAGUCGAAGUCGCUGCAGUUGCAUCUGCUGCAGUCGAAUCUGUUCCAGCUGUGGGCAGUCCGACUGAAACUGCUUCAGCUCAAGAUUCUCUGGAUGACGCUGUUCCAGCUGAAACUACCCCAGUAGAAGCUGCUUCAUCUGUGAGCAGUACGGUUGAAACUGUUCCGGUUCAGAACUCUCUAGAUGACGCUGCUCCGGCUGAACCUUCUGCGGAUGCAUCUGUUCCAGCUGAAACUACCCCAGUAGAAGCUGCUCCAGCUGUGAGCAGUCCAGUUGAAACUGUCCCAGUUCAAGAUUCUCUGAAUGACGCUGCUCCAGUUGAACCUUCUGCGGACGCAGCUGUUCCAGCUGAAGUUACUCCCGUUGAAGCUGUUCUAGAUGAUGAUACUCCAGUUGCAUCUGCUCCAGUGGAAUCAGCUCCUUCUGCCUUGUAGAUACGCCCCCCUUCAUUGAAUUUUUAUGGGUUUUUGCCAAUUUUCUGGAACUGCCUCGGCUUGCCUCUUGGUUGUCUAUUUGUAUCAUAACGCUCAUUUGUAGUAUACGUCGUUUCGAAUGCUAACGUAAUACACCAUUUCAUGUUCAUAA